Molecule: messenger RNA, 2306 nt
Organism: Camelina sativa (false flax)
Lineage: Eukaryota; Viridiplantae; Streptophyta; Magnoliopsida; Brassicales; Brassicaceae
Product: BTB/POZ domain-containing protein At3g50840-like
Molecular function (GO): protein binding
Source: RefSeq, a predicted model, not a curated record
UAAAACCAUAAUUGGUUGAAGAAUUUUUAAAGUACUUGUUUUAUACUCUAACCAAAGAUUAGGUAGAAUCAUUUAUGCAUUCACAAGUAGAAGUUAGAGAAAGUAAAACUUGGAUGGAAGUUUUAGUAUUAAGAUUAAGAAAUGAGUGCGACUUUGCCUCUUUUCAAUGCCCAAUUUCUUGAGAUCCUGGCUGUUCUGCAUCCAAAAUAUUAAACAAUCAAUUCCUUUUACAAAAAGCAAAAGACAGAAAUAUUUAUUGCUAAGCUUAAAAGAAUUGAUCACCAAAAAAAAAACUCGAUUCGCUUUACUCAAAACCCCAAUAUAAUAUUUCCACAAUUGCUUCCACUUCCAUCGAGAGAUUUUGCUUCUUUUUUUCCAUUCUUCUGUGAGUUUCUCUAAUGGCAAACUCCAAGAAGCAAGCAUGGUUCUUUUGCACCACAGGCUUACCAAGUGACAUCGAAAUCGAAGUUGAUGAUAUAACAUUUCAUCUUCAUAAGUUACCUCUGAUGUCAAAAAGCAGAAAACUUCACCAGCUAAUAACAGAGCAAGAACAGAGUACAGAACAGAGUGAAGUUGAUCCUCACAUAAAGCUCGAGAAUUUUCCGGGAGGUUCAGAUAUUUUCGAGACGGUGGUAAAGAUAAGCUACGGCUUCAAAGUCGACAUCUCUGUUUCCACGGCGGUUCCACUACGUUGCGCCGCCGAGUAUCUCGAAAUGACGGAAGAGUACUCACCGGAGAAUCUAAUUUCGAAAACAGAGAGGUUUUUCUCCCAGUACGUUUUCACUAACGUACGAGAAUCCAUCAAAGCGUUGAAAUCUUGCGAACCAGUCUCGUCUCUAACCGAAACACUCGGUUUAACGAAACAGUGUAUAGACUCCAUCGUCUUCAAAGCUUCCUCAACCGAUCCGUCUUCGUUUUUGCUCGGUUGGCCAAUAAACAACGGAGGUAUCUUCACCGUUGAUCAGAAGAAACAGAGCAAAGAAUCGAAAACAGAGCUUUGGUUCGAAGAUUUAACUGAAAUGAGUUUUCCGAUCUUCAGACGAGUGAUCUUAGCUCUGAAAUCGAGAGGUCUGAGUGAUGAGAUCAUAGAGAAAUCUUUAAUUUCUUACGUCAAGAAACACAUUCCCGGAAUCUCCCGUUCAUCUUAUUCUUCUUCCUCCACCUCUGCCACCACCACCAUAGCUUCCGAGAAUGAACAAAGAGAAUUGUUAGAGACUAUAAUCUCAGAUCUUCUUCCGUUAAACAACUCCUCCAUCCCAACAUCAACGACGAGAUCUCUCUUCGGAAUAUUACGAUCUGCGAUCAUCCUCAACACCUCCGAGAAUUGCAGAGCCUUACUGGAGAAAAAGAUCGGAACGGAUCUUGAAAAAGCUACACUUGAUGAUUUGCUCAUCCCGAGUUACUCGUAUCUCAACGACACGUUAUACGAUAUUGAUCUUGUGGAGAGACUCUUACGUCGUUAUCUCGAAAAGGACGCCGUGUCUUCGCCGUUGAAGGUGGUUGGUAAACUGAUGGACGGAGUUCUUGGUGAGAUUGCAUCGGACGGUAAUCUUAAACCGGAGAAGUUUUAUAAUCUGGCGGUUUUGGUUCCGGUUCAAGCACGGGUUUACGAUGAUGGACUUUACAGAGCUGUCGAUAUGUACUUCAAGGCGCAUCCGUGGAUAUCGGAGGCAGAGAAGGAGAAGAUUUGUAGUGUAAUGGACUGCCGAAAACUAACUGUCGAAGGAUGCACACACGCGGCACAAAACGAGCGUUUGCCACUACGAGCCGUCGUACAAGUCUUGUUUCUAGAGCAGUUACAGCUCCGACAAGUAAUCACCGGGACGUUAUUAAUGACGGAGGAAGAAGAAGGAGAAGUGGUGGAGUUUGGGAGAUGGAAGAAGACGGUUAAGGAGAAUGAGAUGCUUCGUUUGGAUAUGGAUACGAUGAGGACACGAGUGAACCAACUAGAGAGAGAGUACUCGCACUUGAAGAAAGUCAUCAUCGGUGAGAUGAAUAAGGAAAGUUCAUCGGAGGAGAAGAACGAUAGGGAGCGGAAAUGGUCACUCGGGAAGAGGUUGGGAUGCAAAUUUACGACUCAGGUAUGUGAUUCGCAUGAGGCAACGUUGGUUGAUCGAAGAUCAAGACGACGUUCUUUAAGCUAGUACGUAAAUUGUAUUUUUCUUCAAAACAUUUCCUUAAAAAGAUGAUUAAAUGAAACUAUUAAAGUACAUUAUUUUACACUGUGUAUUUGUAGGAUGUUUCAACGUGUUGCAAGUAGAGAGUAGUGUUUCGAUAUUACAUAUAACGAUGUUUUGUUCAUCAUA